UACUCGUACCAAGCAGACCUAAAAGUUUUUCUUUAUUGACUUCUGAUCAAACUAUUUUGUUUUUCUGUUUCCCACUUCUUCCAUUGGUCUAUCAUACCUAUAUCUCUAUGCCCAUAUAUCUUUCUGUUUGACGCAUUUGAAUGAUCCCAGCAGGAAUGUGUACCUCUGUCUUGGGAUUUUGUAAGACUAUUGGAAUGCACACAAUUUAAUUUGAUCCGAUUGGAAUUCUAUAUAUCUGAAAUAGGAGCUGCAAAGGGUUUCAAUGAAUUUUUGGUUGCUCAUUUUCCCAACUUUUUGAGAGGAAGGCCAAACAGAGAGAAACCAAGAAUUCGAGGGGUCGUGUUCUUUAUAGCUCUAUUUUUAUAAUUUUGGAUUUUCUUAGCCGAAUCCCUGUACCCAUACCUGGAUCCGCACCCCCGAAUCUUAAAAUUUAGAUUUUGCCGAAUUCGACACUCGGAUCUGUACCCGUAUCGGAUACCCGCACCCGAGUCCAAGCAACUUAGAUGUGGCCUUUGUAUGUUCUCUUGAGUAAGUUUUCGAGGACAGAAGAAGAAAGCACUCAAGGAUCUGGAAGGGAUCAUUUAAGCUGGGUGGAGUCCUUCCUUUGUAAACGAUCAGUUGGCACAAACAAAUGCGACAAUACAGUCCUUUCGUGUUCAUCCUUUUGUGAAGUUCCGCACAUUAACCAAUUACAUACAUGGGACUGUGGUCUUGCUUGUGUUUUAAUGGUUUUGAGGACUCUUGGGAUAAAGGAUGGUGAUAUGCAAGAACUGGAAGAGCUCUGCUGCACUACAAGUAUUUGGACAGUUGAUCUGGCAUAUUUGUUGCAUAAAUUUUCUGUCAACUUUUCCUACUUUACAGUCACAAUAGGAGCUAAUCCAAGUUUCUGCGCGGAGACAUUUUACAAGGAACAAUUGUCCAAUGAUCUGGUCCGAGUUGAUAUGCUAUUCCAAAAGGCACGUGAUGCUGGUAUUAAUAUAGAGCACAUGGUGGCUAUUAGUAUAUUACUAAGGAAUCAUAAAAAGUGCAGAUCAAUUAGCAGUGAAGAGAUUUCUUCAUUGAUCAUGUCUGGGAAAUUUAUUGGGAUCGCUUUGGUUGACCAAUACAAGUUAAGUCACUCGUGGCUGGAAGAUAUUUGUAUAUCAGACUUCUGCAAUGAUAGCCCAGGCUAUACUGGUCACUAUGUUGUCAUCUGUGGAUAUGAUGCUGAUACAGAUGAGUUUGAGAUUCGUGAUCCUGCCAGUUCAAGGAAGCAUGAAAAGGUCACCUCAAGCUGUUUAGAAGGGGCACGCAAAUCAUUUGGAACUGAUGAGGAUCUUUUACUGGGAAUACAGGGCACCCUUCUGAUGGUUCAUUAAUGCUACUACUCGUUGUCGUUGGCUGUAAGCUCACGGAGAAGUAAUUACUUCAUCAAAAGGGGAUAAAAGGAGAACUUUGGAGAGCAGUAUUCGACUAUUCAUGCAUGAAAACUGGCUAACCGCCACGGGUUUAUUGUUGGAUAACAUAUCAUGUUUCAAGCGUUGCAAAAGCUCUAAACUUAUAAAAAGAAAAGUGUUAUACAAGACCUAAAUCAAAUAUGGCUUUAGUAUAAACUGCUGGAUGAAAUUAGUAAACAUCUUUUACUAUUCCUUUGGUAAUGACCACCAAUCUACAGUGUCAGUACCUUCCCCUUGACCCUCCUGAGUUUGUUGCCCCGAAAUAAGUUGAACAUAUGAGAAUAUAAUCAUUACUUAUCAACAAAAAAAAAAAAAAAAACAAAACAAAAAAAAAAUCUAUUCCAGAAAAGGCUGGAGUUGCAUUAAAUUUUUGUAAAUUUUGCAUCAGAUAGUUUUUUAAUAUGCUCUUUUGAUGGAAAUAUUGUAAGAUGCCACAAGUGACAUUCUUAAGAUUUUAUAUUUG
Lycium barbarum (goji berry) is the source of this 1899-nucleotide messenger RNA. Its product is annotated as guanylyl cyclase 1. The transcript is spliced from 12 exons. NCBI's taxonomy places the organism in Eukaryota, Viridiplantae, Streptophyta, Magnoliopsida, Solanales, Solanaceae. The coding region runs from base 504 to 1358 and encodes 284 amino acids. The record is from RefSeq and is a predicted model, not a curated record.